This is a messenger RNA of Stegostoma tigrinum, 1368 nucleotides long. It is a transcript of the gene cmtm6, whose product is annotated as CKLF-like MARVEL transmembrane domain containing 6. Bases 400 to 981 code for a protein of 193 amino acids. Gene Ontology annotation, cellular component: membrane. The transcript is spliced from 5 exons. The record is from RefSeq and is a predicted model, not a curated record. Lineage: Eukaryota; Metazoa; Chordata; Chondrichthyes; Orectolobiformes; Stegostomatidae.
UCCCCCUUCGAAUGAUGAAAGUGAAACCAGGAAGUGAAGCAGUUGGGUGAAGAGAGGGUCAAUCGAGCUGUGGGAUUUUUUCGGUGGUUGUGGGGUGUGUGGAAGCGCGGUGUGUGAUCGCAGCAGUAGCAGCGAGUCAGCCCGGGCUGAGGGCCCCUCGAUUGCAUUCACUUCACUCCGGGCGGCGCGAUGCCAGAAGCGAUCGGAGGCGCUAAGGAAAAAGCAAGGCUUCCGGAAUCUUAGUUUUAAAAGUGUAGUCACCCACCGAUAGGAUUUCCCGUGUGAUCAAUAAGAUCAAUUCCAGAGCGGGGGAGUUUCGGUUUCAUUCUCUCCUUUUCUAAAAAAGGACAAUCGAAGUUGGCCGACUGGGCAAUUGGGUAUUAAACAGUCAGCGAGAGGAUGCGAGAGGGACAAGGCAGCGAAAUGGAAGGGGUUUACCAGCAAACGACAGAACCGAUCCAGAACACUGACUCCUGCUGUCACCUGGGUUACCUUCGCAGUCGCAAGGGGAUCCUGAAACUGCUUCAAGUGAUCUUAUCAUUUGUGGCCUUUAUUCUGGAGGAAAUAGUGCAGAGCUGCAUGUACUGUCAUGCGCUUUACUUCUUCGAGUUUGUCAGCUGCAGUGCCUUCUUACUGACUUCCUUCCUGCUGUUUGUACUGAUGACCAGUCUGAAAUCAAAAUUGAACCGGAUCAGCUGGCCACUAGUGGACUUUAGUUACACUGUUGUGAUAGCAGUACUGUUCCUCAUCGCUGCCAUUGUGUUUGCCGCACAGAAUGAUGGGUCUGGUUUGGAGAAAACGUCUGUGGCAUUUGGAUUCCUUGCUACAAUUGCCUUUUUUGUGGAUGUGGUGCUGCAUAUAAAGGAAGAGGGUCUGCCCAGGAAGGAAAGGGAGGAUAAGCCAGUUGAAGCCAAAAAAGGUUCAGAAAAUGUGAAGCCGGAAACUGAGCCACUGAAUGAGCUAGGAAGUGUGCCUGAAUGAGCUACAGAAGCAGUUGUCCUGUUUCUAAAAGCAGACACAUUCGAAUUUGAGUUUCCAGAGUUGUUCAGUCAACAAUAGCAAAAACAAAAAUCAAAGCUUUGUUACACUUGUUGAUCUGGUUGAGAGUAUUUGUCCUAGAUUUGUGGGGAUUCAAUAAGAAUUGCUUUCUGUCAGUUACCUGUUUAUCUUAAUACAAUCUACUGUACAUUCAAUGAAAAUUAAUUAAUUGAACUUAUAUUGCAACUACCUAUGAUGGUUUAAUGCCUCAGAGAUAGUAGGAACUGCUGAUGCUGGAGAAUCUGAGAUAACAAGGUCUAGAGCUGGAUGAACACAGCACACUAAACUGCAUCAGAGGAGCAGGAAGGCUGACGUUUCGGGCCUAGACCC